Megalobrama amblycephala (Wuchang bream) is the source of this 859-nucleotide messenger RNA. RefSeq names its product FKBP prolyl isomerase 2 (gene fkbp2). The coding region runs from base 86 to 502 and encodes 138 amino acids. Lineage: Eukaryota; Metazoa; Chordata; Actinopteri; Cypriniformes; Xenocyprididae. The record is from RefSeq and is a predicted model, not a curated record. The transcript has 6 exons. Gene Ontology annotation, biological process: protein peptidyl-prolyl isomerization. Gene Ontology annotation, molecular function: peptidyl-prolyl cis-trans isomerase activity.
GAAGCCACGCUUGUUGACGUCACUUCCGAAUGACGGACUCAUUCUGAGAUUCUGGACGGACGAGUAUAUUUUUCUUAUUACAGACAUGAGGCUGAAUUUGGUAUUAGUUGUCACUCUGAUGUCCAUCCCCAUGGCACUUGUGCAGGGGGCUGAAAAGAAAAAACUACAGAUCGGAAUCAAGAAAAGAGUGGACAACUGUCCUAUCAAGUCCCGAAAGGGUGACGUGUUGAACAUGCACUACACUGGGAAACUGGAGGAUGGGACAGAAUUUGACAGCAGUAUACCAAGGAAUCAGCCCUUCACCUUCACUCUUGGCACGGGACAGGUCAUAAAGGGCUGGGAUCAGGGUUUGUUGGGGAUGUGUGAGGGUGAGAAGAGGAAGCUGGUUAUUCCCUCUGAGCUUGGUUAUGGCGACAGGGGAGCACCACCUAAAAUUCCAGGUGGAGCCACACUCAUCUUUGAAGUAGAACUGUUGAGCAUUGAGAGAAGAUCUGAUUUAUAGUGACAGACAUGUCAGUCUUAAGCAUUUAAAAUCAGUAUGCUUGCAACACUGCUGUACUGGAUAUACCUGCAUAGCAAUUUCAGGUGUUAAAGACCAUUUUCAGUUAUUCAAGCGGUUACAGAAACCGAAUAAGCUCAGUAAUCAUAAUUUUCAAAUUUUUUUGGAUGUUUACCUUUCAAGAAAAGAAUGACAGACAUGUAUGUAGCACCAUUCUUUAUUUGAGAGCCUUACUACAUGUAUUUGGUUGUGAGAGUGCACACAGUACAGUUUUUUUUGCCAUUCCAACAAGUUCUGAUCAGUAACAUUUGCAUUUCUGAAAUCUUGUUCACUUGAAAUAAACAUUUUAUUUACAAAAGA